Coprinopsis cinerea okayama7#130 is the source of this 3114-nucleotide messenger RNA. RefSeq lists its product as hypothetical. The coding region runs from base 1 to 3114 and encodes 1037 amino acids. The transcript has 2 exons. Lineage: Eukaryota; Fungi; Basidiomycota; Agaricomycetes; Agaricales; Psathyrellaceae. The record is from RefSeq and is a predicted model, not a curated record.
AUGCACGACGAAACAGGCGACGACAACGGCGUCACGGGUGCACCUCCAGAACAGCCACCCAAUACGACGACCCAGGAGGCAUCGAGGUUCGACGAUGCUCCCGAGACAUUCGGGCACGAAGAGGCGGCGAGGGAAGCAGGAGAUACAGGGAAUGCCCCAACGACAGCACAGAGCGAUGUGUCGCGACGCUCGAGGACUUCGGAGGUGGUAGACCAAGUCAGGGAGGCCCUGCAGGGUGGUGAGGUUUCGAAGGAGGAAGCACUGGAGGUGCUUCUCGCUAACCUCGGACUCCAACAACUCGCACCGGGAGGUACGUCUGGGGUCAAACAACUGAUCCAGACCCAGAGGAGCAGUAGCCCGGACCCCGGCAGUGACGAGGCAUUGAGCUACGCAUCCCUUAGACUGACGCCGCCUGCGUCUGGAUUCGGAGACCCGAAUCUGACCAACGCUGCUGAACAGGUAUGUCGGGAACGACAGCCCGAUGAAACCUCCGACGACUAUCGCAAACGCUCGAACGUGGCCAAGCGUUUAGUUUCCGGAGGGAUGGUCCCUGCGGGAGGGAACGAUGGAAACAAGGGGAUCGCGAAGUCGGAGGAGCAAAAGCCGGUGCCCUUGACCGGGGGCGAGUAUAGAAGGGGAGCACCUGGCGGUCGCUCGCAGAAGGACGCCCCGCCGCAUAUGUUUGGCGGACUCACUACCAGAUGGGGAACACGUACUGCCUGGGGGGGUGGAUUUAGUAAUAGAUUAACGGCUGGAAACGAUAGACAGCAUUCCGGUAAUAAAAUUCCCGUUUAUUCGACGUCCACUCCCAUUAAGCAUGAGCAAGAUGGAAGCCGUCAUGGGAACCAUGAAGAAGGUGAGGAGGAUGACCUUCACUUUACUCAUGGCUACCUCUUAGAGGGAAAGUCAACAUAUCCGAGCCCGUCCAAGAUUGGAUAUCAAGUCAGCCGUGAGAGAGGAAGAAAGGAAGGAUACCGACAGGAACCUUACAAUCAUGGAUUGAAAGGGGCAGAGGAGAAGAAGCUUCAAGAACCGGAACUUGGUUUACAGGGAGAGGAAGCAGUGGUAUACCCUCGAACACCAGUCUCGGGACUGAGACAGGACCAAUUCGGACGACAGUGUGACGUUAUAGACAACGCACAUGAGACUCACCAAAGACAAACCAUGGGGAGCAUGCGGAACCGAACUCCAUCAGCACAACCAAGUUCAAUUCAGCGUAACCUCACGCCGGCACAAGGAUUUGAGGGUGUAAAUGAUUUAUUUCAUAAGUAUCGUCGCGAGAGCGAAGAACGAGAACUGAAGACAUAUUCUAGUCUUCAAAGGCAAUUCAAUGCCCUCGAUAUACCUGAAGACUCGCCUUUUCUGGAUGAAGAAAAGGAUCGUAUCAUCGCCAUUAUUGAGGAGUAUUUGGGCAGAGAGAGAAGCUUACCUCGGGCAAUUGACGACCGCUCCAACCCGAUAAAGAUACCCAACCCGGGCAAAUACAAUGGUGAGCGAAGUAUGGAAAAAUUUGAUACGUUUCUGUACUUGUUCUGCUCAUGGGCUCGAGCAAAGGGCCUGGGAGGGCCCAACAAUGAAUUCUAUUUGGUGGAGAUCAUCGGUCAUUACUUACAGGACAAGGCUCAGUCUUGGUAUAUUGAGAACGUCGCUAGCAUCAAUCGGCGACAAGUAUCAUGGUCACUCUCUGAAGUAAUGACUGGACUGUACGCUCGAUUUGUGUUCGAGGCGGUAUCGCGUGAGCCAACUGAUAAGUACAACGUGGUACGGUACACUGAAGAGGGAGGAAUUCAGACCCUGAUCUCCGAACUUCGUACAUAUGCUAAACGCAUGCCUCAGAAGCCUUCACCUAUUGCGUUCAUGCAGCGAAUUCUGCAGGAGCUUCCACCUCGGAUGAAACUCAUUGAUGAUAGCAAGACACCCGAGGAUGGUGCUGAGAUCCAAGACAUCCAACGUGCCGGGAUCAAGUAUGAAAAUGCCCAACGGUUGGCUAAGUUGUAUAACCAAGACAGUGGUUCUGGAUCUAGAACCUCGAGCUCAAGGGCCGACAAUCAAGAUUCAUGGCGACCUGGGUACCAAAGGGAGCGCGACACAGGCAGAUUGGUGAAGGAAGAUAAUCCUACUGUAUGGAAGAGGGAUUCUGAUGCCCCUCGAAACCGAACUGAGAAGCCUAGUUCAACUGCUGCCACAGCAGGGACGAGUAAGCGUGGUGGUGAAGAGAAGAACAAGCCUUCAGGUGGCAGUGGUGGAUCGCGAAACAAGAUUUGCCAUGCAUGUGGGCAAGUGGGUCACUUUGCAGCUGACAAAGUAUGUCCAAAGUACGGGAAAGGGAAGAGUCGAGAGCAGUUGCGUGCGAUUCAUGAGACUGAUGAAUCGGAAAGGGAUACAUCGGAUGCGGAUUCGAAUGGUGGAUAUGGAGAAGAGUACCAAUCCGAGUCUGAGGGUGAAUACGAACAUAUCUCAGACUUCGAGUCCGAGAAUGAGUUGAGGGAGCCUAGGGAUCAGCUUACCCGUAUGGCCGAAUUGGACAAUGAGUUCGAGUCCGAUUACGAGUUCCUGAGGGCAAUGGGCACCAUAGAGGGGGAGUCUGGCGCUCAAAGGGAUAAAGAACGAAAUCCCCGAAAGGCGUACAAGAUCUCAUCACGUACAAUUGACCGUCCCAUCCGUACCUGGAAGGAGAAACAUGCAUUAAUUGCAGAAGUGCAGUUCAAUGGUAAAAAGGCGAUCACCAUGUUCGAUAGCGGAAGUAGCACUGAUUCACUUUCGCCGGCAUUUGCGCGAGUGAAUGAAAUAAAGGUUCAUCCCUUAUCUACUGAACUUGCACUCCAACUGGGGACAGUUGGAAGCAGAUCCAGUAUCAAGUAUGGUACCAUCGUGAACAUCGAUUUUGGACCUUUGAAAAACAUCUGUGACUAUGUAGAUGUUGUCAACCUUGAUCGGUAUGAUGCUAUACUCGGAACCGUAUUCAUGAGGAAGCAUAAAAUUAUGCUUGAUCUUGCAAACGAUCAGAUUUUUGUGGAUGGGAAGCCAUAUCCAGCCCUAUCCGAGACUGAGGAGCGGAAACUGAUGGCUCGAAGGAGUGCCAUGCGCAAGAUGGCGCACCCUCAAUCUGAAUGA